UCUUGGCUCAAGCAAUUGAGUAGUGCGGGGCUCACAGGUCUUGAAAGUUGUGCUCUGGAAGAUGAGUUACGAGCCGAAGAAUAUCCUCAUCACCGGCGGUGCUGGAUUCAUUGCCAGCCAUGUGGCAGAGCAUUUGUUUUUCAAGUAUCCCAAGUACAAGAUUGUGAUCUUGGAUCGCCUGGACUACUGCGCCAACACCAAGAACUUUGAGUCUAUGGCUGGAAAGCCCAACUUCAAGUUCGUGAAAGGCGACAUCAAGAGCCCCGAUCUGAUGCACUAUGUCAUCAAGCAGGAGGAGAUUGACACCGUGAUGCAUUUUGCGGCACAGACCCACGUGGACCUCUCCUUCGGGAACUCAGUGACCUUCACGGAUGACAACGUUUUAGGCACCCACCGAAUCCUUGAAGUGCUCAAGGAGAACAAGAACCAAGUUUUGCGCUACAUCCAUGUGAGCACCGAUGAGGUGUAUGGUGAGAAUGCCAGCUACAGCGAUGAAGCAGACAUGAAGGUGGAGGCGACCUCCCCCCUAGACCCCACCAAUCCCUACGCGGCGUCAAAGGCCGCGGCCGAGAUGAUGGUGAAGUCAUAUCAUCGCUCCUAUGGUCUGCCUGUGCUGGUGACCCGUGGAAACAAUGUCUAUGGCCCGCGCCAGUACCCAGAGAAGCUCAUUCCGAAGAUGAUCAUGAUGUUGCAGAGGAACAAGAAGCUCACCGUGCACGGCGACGGCGUCAGCAAGCGAUCGUACCUGCACGUGAAGGAUGUGGCGGCCGCCUUUGACAUUGUGCUGCACAAAGGUGUCACAGGCAGCACGUACAACAUUGGCACAGCUGAAGAACACUCCGUGAUUGAUAUCGUGAAGCAGAUUAUCCGCAUGAUGAAGCCAGACGUGGAGCCGGAGAAGAUGAUUGAGCACGUGCGAAACCGGCCGUUCAACGACAUGCGCUACUUUUUGGACCUCCGUCAGCUUGAAAGUCUGGGCUGGAAGGAGACGAUCAAGUUCGACGAGGGGCUCAAGCAAACCGUGGACUGGUUUAGCGUGCAUGGCGCCAGCUUCUGGGAUUGCUGCGAUUUGGAUUCAGUGCUGGUAGCGCACCCCGUGCCGCUGGUGGUGCCUGCGCUGGUGGACUCUCAGGCCAGCAGUGGCCAACCACCGGCUAAGAAGGCGAAGAAGGUGAAGUUCUUGGUCUUUGGCAAGACUGGGUGGAUUGGCGGAAUGAUCGGCAAUUUGCUCACGCAGAAGGGCUUCGCUUGGGAGUGCCUUCGAGCGCGAGAGAGCGCCAGGUGGGCGAAUUCCCGACUCCAAGAUCGAGAGUCGGUGGAACGCGAGUUGCUCCACAGCGGCUGCACUCACGUGAUGAAUGCGGCAGGUGUGACUGGGCGACCCAAUGUGGACUGGUGUGAGACGCAUCGGCAGGAGACAAUUCGCGUAAAUGUCAUCGGUACCUUGACCCUGGCUGACCUUUGCGCCAUGCACGGUAUCCACAUGACCAACUUUGCCACAGGAUGCAUUUUCCACUAUGACCAGAGCAAGCCAGAGAAGGUGGAGCGAGACGCCUCCUUGGUGGCCAAGGAUGCGUCCAAGACCUUUAGUGAAGAGGACCAUCCGAAUUUCACCGGCUCGUUCUAUUCAGAGACCAAGGGCUAUGUCGAGAACAUGCUUCGGGAAUUUGAGCAUGUCUUGACGCUGCGUGUUCGCAUGCCCAUCGAUGGAGACGUGCUUUGCAACAAGAGGAACUUUAUCUACAAGAUCUCUCACUACAACAAGGUGGUUAACAUCCCCAACAGCAUGACCGUGCUGCCGGAGCUCUUGCCCUAUGCUGUUGAGAUGGCCCUGCGCAGAUUAACUGGGAUCUACAACUUCUGCAACCCGGGCGCGAUCAGCCACAAUCAAGUCUUGGAGCUCUACAGGGACUACAUCGAUCCAGACUUCAAGUGGGCGAACUUCACCAUCGAGGAGCAGGCCAAAGUCAUCACGGCGGCACGCUCCAACAAUGAGUUGAGCCCACACAAGAUGUGGAAGGAGUUCCCUGGAAUGCUGCCGAUUCGAGAGUCCCUCAUUGAGUACGUCUUCAAGCCACUGCAGACGGAAAAGUCCAAAGCGAAGAUUGGAGUAAAGAAGUAAGUGAGGCGCUGUAGAUGCAUGUGGGAUGGCAGGUAUCAAUGAGUUGCUGGAAGCAAAAGGCUUUCCAUAUCGUAUAUAGAUUGUCCACUAGUUCCAAGUGCGCAACCUGCACUUGUUGGCGGCCCGGCCCUUUGAACAUGUUGGCGACACAUUGCUAGAAAGUCAUUGCAAGAACUGAAUGCACAAGAAGAUUCCGCAAGUGCCAUGUUUAAUGUUCUUGAUGGGAUUUGCACAACUCUUCG
Molecule: messenger RNA, 2364 nt
Organism: Durusdinium trenchii
Lineage: Eukaryota; Dinophyceae; Suessiales; Symbiodiniaceae
Source: the annotation of a GenBank genome assembly